AGUGUGUGACUCCACGCUGCCAUGCUGUUUAGUAUGACAUGUAGCCCAGUGUUACGCAAACUGCGUUGAGGGCGGCGAUGGAAAUGGAGAGAGUUGCGGGUUGGAGAGAGGAGAAUCCCAGCAACGCCCGUUUUCGCGGAAGCAGAUCGCAGGCAAGAAGAAGAAGGAAGACAGACAUCAGGUCCGUGUGCUGAGGACUGUGCUGCUCUACUCGCUUCUCUUCUUAUUGAAAAAGGGAAAAAACAAGAAGGAGAAAAAGAAGAGAAAGAAGAAGCAGGAGGAGGCACACCCUGCGCUGGGAUUACGCACGAGCAGAGGGACCCUGGUACAGCUGAAUCCGACGACGCAAAUGCGUAAAGACACACAGAUAUGAGGCCACCGGAGUCACCUGGAGGAAAUCUGAGAGAGUCCGGGUCGAGCUGGACCUGCUCGUGCAGCUGUCCCUGACCUGGCUGUGGAGACACUGGGGACACUGGGAAAACAGAGCGUUAGAAGCUCUGAGACUGAAUUUUUUUGGAGGGUUCAGUCUGUUUUCCAGGACACACUGGAGCAAGGACAGGAUUUCUAAACCGUUUCUAGGGGGACAGUGGACAGACAGACUGGCCUGGAAUUGUUAAGGUCCAACGCGGACAUUUGUUUGGGAUUGAUUGAUUGGUCUCACUUGCUUUGUUUCUAGCGCUGAUCUUUUAAGGAGGCUGCAUUCCAGAGGACGUUUUGUAUAUGCAUUAAAAAAACGAAUCGUGGUCCUAAAUUAAAGUGUUUAUUUAUUUAUUUAUAUUUAAUUUAUGAACAUUUAAAGACAUUCAGACGGCAGGGACACGCACAGGUUUCCGGUCUUUUUUUUAGUCUUACUAUCCCAGAGACGUUUGGGUGGCGAUCUGCGGAGGAUGGGAGAGAGAACAGAAUCCAAGAAGACGACGGUCUCGGGAAGACACCGUCCUAAAACAGGGCAGUGAUGCCAGGCAUGGUGAUGUUUCGGCGGCGCUGGUCAGUUGGCAGUGAUGACCUGGUGCUGCCUGCACUCUUCCUCUUUAUACUGCACUGCAUAUGGCUGGUGGUGCUCUCGGUGGUUCUGUUCGGUCUUCCGUACGGGUCAGAUCAGUCGUGUUCCGUCACGCUGGUGGAUCACGGCCGCGGCUACAUGGGCAUCCUGAUCAGCUGCCUGAUCUGUGAGAGUGCCAUCAUGUGGCUGAGCAUGAGAGGCAGCAUCCUGUACACGCAGCCCCGAGAGGCCGUGCAGUACGUGCUCUAUAUACGGCUCGCCAUCCUGCUGGUAGAGUUGGUGUAUGCGGUGGUCGGGAUCGCCUGGCUGGUGCAGUACUAUCAACCCUGUUCUGACGUCACGGCCAAAAACCUCGCCCUCGGUAUUGUGGUGUGUAACUGGUUAGUGAUCUUCAGUGUGUGUUUCACUAUGAUGUGCACCUUUGACCCCACGGGAAGAACCUUCGUCAAACUGAAGGCCACACGCCGUCGCCAACGCAACCUGAAAACAUACACACUUAGACACAGAUUAGAGGAGGGUCAAGCCAGUAGCUGGAGCAGGAGACUCAGAUUCUUUAUGUGCUGCACCAGAGCUAAAGACACACAGUCUGACGCCUACUCGGAGGUGGCCAGCCUCUUCGCCGAGUUCUUCAGGGAUCUGGACAUCGUACCCAGUGACAUCAUCGCUGGCCUGGUGCUGCUCAGACAGAGACAGAGAGCCAAGAGAUCGGCCAUCUUGGACCAGCCGAACAAUGAUAUUUUAGCUUUCCUGUCCGGAGUGCCGGUAACACGCAGUACCCGCUACCUGGAUCUCAAAAACUCGACGGAGAUGGCGAUGUAUAAGGAGGUGUGUUAUUACAUGCUGUUUGCCAUGGCUGCGUACGGUUGGCCCAUGUACCUGCUGAGGAACGCUACCUGUGGAAUCUGCAGACUGCUGAGCUCCUGCACCUGCACGUCCGGCUCCAGGUCUCGUCUCUCUCAGUCUGUAACAGUAGAGGAGGAUAACUGUUGCGGCUGUAACGUCCUCGCGAUCCGGCGCCAGUUUUUGGACCGAGACCUUAAACAGGUUCAGAUAGUCUACACGUCCUGCCACGAUGCGGUCUACGAGACACCUUUCUAUGUAGCAGUAGAUCACGGCAAGAAGAAAGUCGUCAUCAGUAUCAGAGGAACAUUGUCACCUAAAGAUGCUCUGACUGAUCUGACUGGAGAUUCUGAGCGAUUGCCUGUGGAGGAACAUCACGGUGUCUGGCUUGGGCAUAAGGGGAUGGUUUACUCAGCAGAGUACAUUAAGAAGAAACUGGAGCAGGAGAUGAUUCUGUCUCAGGCGUUCGGCAGAGAUUUGAGUAAAGGAACGAUGCACUACGGCCUGGUCAUCGUGGGUCACUCUCUAGGCGCUGGUACUGCGGCCAUCCUGUCCUUCCUGCUCCGCCCCCAGUAUCCCACACUGCGCUGCUACGCGUACUCUCCUCCUGGAGGUCUGCUCAGUGAGGAUGCGAUGGAGUACUCCAAAGAGUUCGUCACCUCAGUGGUGCUGGGGAAAGAUCUUGUGCCCAGGAUCGGCCUCUCUCAGCUCGAGGGUUUCCGUCGUCACCUGCUUGAAGUCCUGCAGAAAAGUGAUAAGCCAAAGUGGAGGAUCAUUAUAGGAGGCACUAAGUGUAUCCCUAAGACAGAGCUGCCUUUAGAGGAUGAUCCUCCGUCUCAGGGCAUGACUCCAUCCACCUCCCGGCUGUGUCUCCAUCCCAGUGACCUGAGCAUUGCCCUGUCUGCCUCCACGCCGCUCUACCUGCCUGGACGAAUCAUCCACGUCGUCCACAACCACCCACCUGAGACCUGCUGUGGUCAGGAGGAUCCCACCUACUCAGCUCUUUGGGGUGACAACAAAGCCUUUGAUGAGGUUAUCAUCUCACCGGCCAUGCUGAACGAACACAUGCCACACGUGGUGUUGGAUGGCCUUAAUAAGGUUCUGGAAAACUACAAUAAGGGCAAGACGGCUCUUCUGUCUGCUGCUAAAAUCAUGGUUAGCCCAACAGAAGUGGACCUGAAUGCCGAGACCUACUUCCACGGAGCCUCCAACUCCCAUGAGCCCACACCACAAACCCAACACCGCAGAAACAGCAGUGUCCGCUCCUGCGCUCGCUCCGAGAUCUCUCUGGAUGGUUUUUCCGAGUGUCCUCCUCCAGCCGUGCCGGUGGUGCUGAUGGGGGCUCGCGAGCGCUUGGCCCUGGAGCUUCGGGAGCGAAAGGCUCCGCUGGCUGUGAUGGAAAGCCUUUCGGACGUCGACUCUGUGUACAGCAUGGACUCUCGCCGCUCCUCGGCUGCUUUCAGAGGCUCGCCGUGUCUUGGGACUCUCCCUUUCCCCCUUGACGCCCCGAUUCCUGAGGAGAAUCCGUCGUUGAGCUCACGUACCGAGCUGAUUCAGGCCUCACCCGAGCGAGAACUUACAGGCCAAACCGGGCCCUGCUGCCCCACACCACCAGAACUCGCUUUACCCCCUAAUGAAAGCCACAGCCUCUCUCCAGAACUUGUGGUGCCUUCUAACGGUGGUGGCCAUUUCCCACGCUUUACACCCAAACAGACCGGUGAAGGUCAGCCAGGCCAGCAGAAGGCACUCAUUCGCGCUAAAUCAGAGACUUUUGAAGCGUUUCGGAGGUCAAACAGCAAGAACUUGAGUCCUGUGGCCCCAUGGACUGGCAUUAUAGAGAAGGAACGCAGAGAGAAUCCAAAAAAUGAAGGCGUGAAGAAAGAGGAGAAGAGUAAAAAGGAAGUCCGAGUGGCUCCACUGUCCAAUGGGAAUACCAGUCAGGCAGUGCUGGAGUUUGCUCAGUAUCUGGAUUCCCUCUUCAAGCUAGACGGAAGCGACUCUCUGCCUCCAGACAAUUCCGACGCCGAGUCCGAAUCGGGACGCGGCUCGUCGGUUCAGACGGAAGAACAGCGCAUGGAGGACUUGGACAGUGAUCAGCAGCUACUGGCCAGAGCCACACUCGAGCCUAAUCUUGUCCCUAAACCUCCUCGAACCUUCGCCGGCUCUGCUGAACCUUCGUCCGGUGUUUCUCUCUCGCCGUCCUUCCCUUUAUCCUCUUCUGGAGAGAUGAACGACCUCUCACCCGUCAACCACACCGUGCUACGGACUUCCGCUGCUUCUCCUUACGCUGAAGAAAACACGUUAUCCUCCAUAGUGUAGUGAAACGGGGACUUCAGGAAAACUGCUCUUUUUUGGUGUCUGUAUAUUUCACUUUCCAGUCUUUCCCUCUUUAGCUCCUUCCUAACCAAUGGGGCAAUUUUAUCUUCGCUUUAAAAAGAAAAAGAUGCAUGCGUAGCAACCUGUUCCAGGCACCCAGGCUGAGAGCGCCGACUGGUUCCCGAAAACCUCAUUUUGUACCAUCACUGACGUUUACACACUGAAUGCGGUCUCCCGUUUCCGUUUCAGCUGCUGGGACCAGGAUUUAUCGAGUCGUAAGGGAAAGAAGCUUCACACAAACCACCCAUCAAGUCCAUACUUAUGUUUACAUUUCCAUUAACGCCACUGAACUAUGCGUGUGUGAAGUGGGCGGAGUCACCGGGAAGGCGGAGCGAUGGACAGAUGUGUUGUGUACAGGUUUGCGGAUGCAGUGACAUUUCCUCAGGUCUUUUCAGAACAGACAUGACAGAAGGAUUCGAAGUUCCACUUUUCAGAUUUCCGAUUGAAGGACGUUACUGCGCACUUGCCACAGACAGGCGGCACUCGAGUUCACGCCCUGUGGAACGAAGGGGCCAUUUAAAUUUUUUUUUUUUUUUGAUUUAUGGUUGUUUUGGUGUGCAUGAGAAAAUAAUGAAUGCUUAUUUAUAACACUUUUGGACUCUUUUUCUUGUCAAUAUUAACCUGCCAAAUAUGUGUAGGAUAUGAACCUAUGAAAAAAAAAAAAACCUACAUGGAUUUAUUGGUAUUUUAUUUAUUGGUAUUUUUUUCACAUAUGUUUUGGCGUAUAAAUCCAGUGACAUGGGGCAUGCACACCGAUCAACAGUCAUGUUUUUCUAUUUUAAGAGUCACAAUUCAAGAACACGUAGCAGUAACUUGUUUUUUUAGGGACUCUCUCUCUCUCUGUCUCUCUCUCUGUCUCUCUCUCUCUCUCUCUCUCUCUCUCUCUCUCAUAUCUGCGUAAUUUCUACUGCUAUUUCUAUGACUAUAUUACGUUACUCGGUGGUUUAACUUUAUGAUGAAUAUUUUAGUAACCGUUACAGUGCGACUUGCCUUUUUCUAUUUUUUCUCAAUGAAGUGUUUUCAGUUGGACUUUUCUUUUCUUUUUUUUUAAUAGCAGGAGUUCAUCUUGUGUCUGUAGGAAAAGUACAGCAGUGGGACAUUAGCCCUAGUAGCCCUAGUCCUAGCCCUAGCCCCCUGAAAGAGUGCACACUACUACUGAAAUUACAGGCUAAACUGUCUGAAAGCUGAAAAUAAGUACCCCCUCUCCCUCUCCUUCCUGUUUUUCCUUUAAGAUCUUUGACAGAAUCUGGAGUCGUUUUUUUUUUUUUUCUUUUGGCAUCAGACAGCAUCUUAUGUUGUGAUUUAUUGCAAAAUCUGAAUAUAACCCUAAUAAUAAACGUUAACUAUGAACGUUAAUAUGGCAGAGAAAAUCAUCUCACUAAAUUUUUUGCUUAAAUCUAGACAUUACAAGAGCCUUUAAUCACAGCUGUCAGUGUUUACAUGGACUGGGUUUUUGAAUUGUAGGAUUCAAGGAUGAUGCUUUUUGUGACUUUAUCUCCAGAGCACAGAAACGCUGCCUGAAAAUCCUUCCUACUUUUCCGCAGUGACCCUGAUUACCAUAUUGUGCCAUACCUUUGCCUAGAAACGACUCCAGGUACAUCCUGUGCUGUAAAGAUCAGGUCUGCUUCCCUCUCCAUUAGCAAAAUAGGGUCCAAACUUGAACACGAGCCCCUGCUCGACUCUCUCGCACCCUCAGGUCCACUGCUGUACUUUUUUUCCCUAAGUGAUCGUGGAUAGCUGUCUUCUUCACGUGAUUAUUUUAUGCAAGUAAAUCCCAUCUCGUUUUCAGUCGAACUAAAUAAAGAAUUGAAUAAAUAUUCCACUUGGACGUUAUAAAGAAAAAUGGCUGUAUCCUGUACCAUAGUGAUGACUUUAUCUGAGAUCUAUAGCUAUAUAUGGAGUAUAUAUAUAUAUAUAUAUAUUAUAAAUGCAGGGGAUUUUAUCUGUGCAUAUAUACUGAUUUAUUAAAAGAAUCAGUAACAGUAGCCAUUGAUCUUCUGAAGAAACAUGUUUCUUUCUAUUGUUGCCAGAUAACUUGCCGGUCCUUACUUUUCAUCACGAAUGAGAAUGUAUUAAAAACCUGCCUGCAUACACACACACACACACACACACACACACAAGUACCUUGCCUGUAAAAGAAUAAAACAGUACAGAUUUCAGACAUAA
Molecule: messenger RNA, 6385 nt
Organism: Hemibagrus wyckioides
Lineage: Eukaryota; Metazoa; Chordata; Actinopteri; Siluriformes; Bagridae
Gene: dagla
Product: diacylglycerol lipase, alpha
Exons: 20
Coding region: 956-4162 (1068 amino acids)
Biological process (GO): lipid metabolic process
Cellular component (GO): postsynaptic membrane; dendrite membrane
Source: RefSeq, a predicted model, not a curated record